This is a messenger RNA of Prunus armeniaca (apricot), 1764 nucleotides long. The record is from the annotation of a GenBank genome assembly. NCBI's taxonomy places the organism in Eukaryota, Viridiplantae, Streptophyta, Magnoliopsida, Rosales, Rosaceae.
AUGCCUCAAACCCUUUUCUUAAAGCCCUUCAUUUCAGCUCCUUUGGAUAAUUGGAGUAAAUUGAAAGCGUGCACAAAUUCUAUUGGUGCCAAUGUCAAGGUGCGUGGAAGAGUGGGGGUAGUUUGUAUGGGUAUGCUGGCACCAAGAAAGUUCUUGCAGAAAAGGAAGAAAGUAGAAGUUUUCAAAGAUGCUGCGGAUGAAGCUGAGCAGAAGAACUGGAGGAGACUGAUGAAUGAAAUUGAAGAGACAGGUUCUGCUGUUUCUGUGCUCAAAAGUGAAAGGCUCAAGGACAAGACUAUUCCUAAGGAUCUUGUACUUGGAACUUUGGUCAGAUUCAAGCAACUGAAAAAAUGGAACCUUGUCAGCCAGAUUCUUGAAUGGCUCCAAACUCAAAAUUGGUGGGACUUCAGCAAAAUGGAUUUCCUGAUGCUUAUAACAGCUUAUGGAAAGCAAGGGCACUUCAACGGAGCUGAGAAGGUUUUAAGUUUGAUGAAUGAGAAGGGAAUUCCACCAAGUGUAAUAUCUCAUACUGCUCUUAUGGAAGCAUAUGGAAAAGGAGGCCGAUAUAACAAUGCUGAAGCAAUAUUUAGAAGGAUGCAGUCUUCUGGCCCUGAACCGUCUGCUGUGACUUAUCAAAUAAUACUAAAAAUCUUUGUUGAGGGAUGUAAGUUCAAGGAAGCAGAAGAAAUUUUUGAGACCCUUUUGGAUGAGGGAAAAUCGCCUUUGAAGCCAGACCAAAAGAUGUUCCAUAUGAUGAUUUAUAUGUAUAAGAAGGCCGGGAGUUAUGAUAAAGCUCGUAAGAUGUUCGCAUUGAUGGCUGAGAGAGGGGUUCAGCAAUCGACGGUUACUUAUAAUAGCUUAAUGUCAUUUGAAACUAAUUACAAGGAAGUUUCAAAGAUGUAUAACCAGAUGCAAAGAGCUGGUCUCCGACCUGACGUAGUGAGCUAUGCCUUACUCAUUAGUGCUUAUGGGAAAGCUAGAAGAGAGGAAGAAGCCUUAGCUGUUUUUGAGGAGAUGCUUGAUGCUGGUGUCAGACCAACCCCGAAAGCUUAUAACAUUUUGCUUGACGCAUUUGCAGUAUCAGGAAUGGUGGACCAAGCUCGAACUGUUUUUAAGAGCAUGAGAAGGGACAGGUAUAAACCUGAUCUUUGCUCUUAUACGACUAUGUUAUCAGCAUAUGUAAAUGCAUCUGAUAUGGAGGGUGCUGAAAAGUUUUUCUUAAGAAUAAAACAAGAUGCACUUAAACCCAAUAUCGUCACUUACGGAACCUUAAUCAAAGGGUAUGCUAAGACAAAUAAUAUAGAGAAGAUGAUGGAGAAAUAUGAGGAAAUGCAGGCAGCUGGUGUCAAACCAAAUCAAACAAUCUUAACGACAAUAAUGGAUGCAUAUGGCAAGAACAGAGAUUUUGGCAGUGCUGUUGUUUGGUACAAGGAAAUGGAAACCUGUAGCCUUCCACCUGAUCAGAAAGCAAAGAAUAUCCUUUUAUCUUUGGCGAAAACAGCAGAAGAACAGAAGGUAGCUAACCAAAUUGUAGGGAAUUUGGAUCAGUGUAGCAAUGAACAAGGAGGUGCGAAGUUUUUGGUGCCUGUUGAUGAGAAUGAUAGCGAGGAUGAGGAUGCGGAUGAUGACGACAAUCAUGAUGAUGAAUUAGAUGGUCCUUCACAGGUCACUUCAUCAUAUGAUGAACAAAAAUAUGAACUGAUUUAUUUAAAUGGUGCUAAUGAGAAAAACCUUGACGGCUUACUUAAAGUGGCUAAUUUGUAA